Molecule: messenger RNA, 426 nt
Organism: Dovyalis caffra
Lineage: Eukaryota; Viridiplantae; Streptophyta; Magnoliopsida; Malpighiales; Salicaceae
Source: the annotation of a GenBank genome assembly
AUGGAAGAUUCUUACAACGUUGUACACUCAAGGUAUAUGCUCGAAGUUAAUAUUGACGAUGUGAUCAUAGAAGAGAAUGCUCUUUAUGUCAACCGAAGUCACAAUGAGUGCGAUAAUUUGAUGGGAAAAGUAUUCAAGAACAAAGAAGAGGCGUAUAAUUUUUAUAACGAGUAUGCUAUUAGAACGGGUUUCGGUAGUCAAGGAAACGUAAAAACAAGAGAGAUUGUUCAAGAUGGACUAAAGAAGAUUGAUAAAGAUAUUGAGAAUGAAUUGGCCAAAUUGAGCAUUUCUUUAGAUGGUCAAGAAAUGGAAAAUGAAGCGGAUGAUGGGCAAAAUGUAGAAGAGACACUUGAUGUUAAUCCUAUCUUGAACCCCCUCGUGCAAAGACCAAAGGCGUCUCUAAUGCAAGAUUCAAAGGAUACUUAG